Molecule: messenger RNA, 5582 nt
Organism: Pimephales promelas (fathead minnow)
Lineage: Eukaryota; Metazoa; Chordata; Actinopteri; Cypriniformes; Leuciscidae
Source: RefSeq, a predicted model, not a curated record
CACGUCUUCGCUUGUUGCCCCUUUAAAAAUCAGAAUUGAAGGCCAAUGAUUUAUCAAAGCCCUGUUAUCAAGAAAAUGUCAUGCGAAGGGUACUUUACCAUGCACUGACGCAAACCCGAUCUUUCCCACGGAGAUAUAGAAAGCUGUGCACUUUGCACAAACUCAGUCUGCCUGCCGUCUUUCCAGCUGUUUUCUGCUAUUAACCCACAUUUGUUGACUCUGCACAAAUGGAUUUUUCCGAUCACAUGGAAAUGUUGAGACAGCCGUCAAACAGUAUUCCUCCCCAGCCGUCGGGGGGAGCGGUUGGAACUAAUGCCAAACCUGAAAACGGCAAUCCGGUGCCCCAACCGCCGCCUGCAAACGAACGGAAAACUUUUUGUCCCUCGGAAAAUAAACCGUGCGAAAUGGAAGCCAGUAAAGCAUACGGGACGUUUAAGAACGCUGCACCUGGACCGCCGUUUGCUCCCGUUAAUUCCGACGUGCGCAAGGAUUCCGUUGGUAAAAUGGAUGGUUCGACCGGUAAAGCCACGUCGGACUUCAUGACUAACAAUCAAAGUGCUGUAAGGAUCGCGGCGGAGCAUAAGAACAGCACCGGUGACUGGACCUCCAUGAGCCAGACCACCAUCAUCCUGGGUACAGAUGGCAAUACAUCUGUUCUGCCUGGCACGGUGACCGGGGAGGAGGAUGAUGAUGAUGCGGGUGGAGAUGAGAAUAAAGCCCGGGGGAACUGGACCAACAAAAUGGAUUUUAUUCUGUCCAUGGUGGGAUAUGCCGUGGGGUUGGGAAAUGUGUGGAGAUUCCCAUAUCUUGCUUUCCAGAAUGGUGGAGGUGCGUUUUUGAUACCUUACCUUAUCAUGUUAGGCCUGGCCGGCAUCCCUAUAUUUUUGUUGGAGGUUUCGUUGGGUCAGUUCGCCAGCCAAGGCCCGGUGUCGGUGUGGAAAGCGAUUCCAGCUCUACAAGGUUGCGGGAUUGCCAUGUUGAUAAUAUCUGUCUUGAUAGCCAUAUACUAUAAUAUUAUUAUGUGCUGGACAUUGUACUACCUGUUCGCUUCGUUGAAGGAGACACUGCCAUGGGCCACCUGUAAAAAUGACUGGAACACCAUCGAGUGCAAAGACAAAGACAUGCUGCUUUUGGACACCUGUAUACUAAGGGACAGAAACAUCACAUCAGUCAAGAACACUACUUUCUGUUUAUCUGCAAAUGCUGUCGGGAAUUUAAGUAAACUGUUAAAUGUGACGAUGGACAAUAAAACCUAUGUCAGCCCUAGUGAGGAGUAUUUCAAGUAUAACGUGUUGCAUAUUUCUAAGGGUAUUGAAUACCCAGGUGACAUCCGUUGGCCUUUGGCUGCUUGCCUUUUACUGGCUUGGUUUAUUGUUUAUGCCUCUUUGGCUAAGGGAAUCAAGUCCUCCGGGAAGGUGGUGUAUUUCACUGCCACGUUCCCUUACGUGGUGUUGGUCAUCCUGCUGAUCCGAGGGGUCACUCUGCCAGGGGCCGGUUCUGGGAUCCUUUACUUCAUAACACCCAAAUGGGAAAAACUCAAUGAUUCCAAGGUGUGGAAGGAUGCUGCUACCCAGAUCUUCUUCUCUCUGUCUGCAGCAUGGGGAGGCCUCAUAACCCUGUCAUCCUACAAUAAGUUCCAUAACAACUGUUACAGGGAUACUCUCAUUGUGACGUGUACAAACAGUGCCACCAGUAUAUUUGCUGGUUUUGUCAUUUUCUCAGUUAUUGGCUUCAUGGCUCAUGAGCUCAAAGUCCCCAUCGAGAGCGUGGCAGAUGAAGGUCCAGGUAUUGCGUUUGUGGUGUAUCCAGAGGCUCUGACUAGGCUGCCCUUGUCACCUUUCUGGGCCAUCAUCUUCUUCCUCAUGUUGCUCACACUUGGUCUGGAUACUAUGUUUGCCACCAUAGAAACUAUAGUGACGUCAGUUUCUGAUGAGUUCCCCGCAUACCUGCGUAAACACAAGCCUCAGUUCACUUUGAUUUGCUGUUUGGCCUUUUUUGUGCUGGGUUUCCCCAUGAUCACUGAGAGUGGAAUGUACAUGCUUCAGCUGGUGGACACAUAUGCAGCCUCUUACUCUCUGGUCAUCAUUGCCAUAUUUGAACUGGUUGGAAUCUCAUACAUUUAUGGUCUACAACGGUUCUGCGAGGACAUUGAGAUGAUGAUUGGGUUCCAGCCAAACAGGUUUUGGAGAAUCUGCUGGGCUUUUGUCACACCAACCAUUCUCACAUUUAUUUUGGCACUUAGUCUCUACCAGUGGAAGGUGAUGACUUAUGAGGAAUACACUUAUCCGACCUGGUCAAUGGUACUCGGCUGGCUUAUGGUCAUCUGUUCUGUUAUAUGGAUUCCCAUCAUGUUUGUUAUCAAGAUGCACCUCGCACCUGGAUCAUUUAUUGAGCGGCUGAAGUUGGUUUGCUCUCCUCAACCCGACUGGGGUCCAUUCUUGAUGAAACACCGCGGCGAACGCUACAAGAACAUGAUCGACCCACUGGGCACCAACUCGCUUGGCCUCAAACUUCCCCCUAAAGAUUUCCAGCUAUCAGCCCAAUAUCAAUAAUCCUCCUCACUUCCCUGUGAGUGCCCAAUUCCCCGAGGCCUCUGAGGGUGAGACCUGCACUCACAUCAAACUCUUAGCCCAUUCAACCUCCCCCUUUUUCCCCUACCGUUCUCUUUCAGCCAUACCCCCCCCUCUUCUGGCACUUUUAGAGGGGUCUUUCAGGUGGAAAGCACAGACAACUCCCUAUGAUUUGGUUUUCUGAAUUAUUAUUCGCAGUCAUUCUGACAGUGGAGGUCAUUCUGAUACACCGAUCCCAGCUGAACCUUUUUCUCAAAGGCAAUAUAAAUGAUGCAGUUGCAACUGUUAAGGCAAUAUUUGACCGAUUGUGUGUCACGCAGUGGUUUUUAUUCUUUUUUUCAUGACGAAGUGACUGCUGAUGUUAAAAAAAAGAGGAAAAUAACAUUUAUGUUUCUUCUAUGUCUAUUUGCUUGUCAUCUCUUAAACGUAGCAAACACGUAUGAGAAAAACUGCUGAGUAGUGCGCAGUGAACACACUCUUUUCUGGCCUCAUACUAUCGCUCUCGACUUGUGUCCACUUAUAGCUGUACCAUGUGCCUCAGACUUCCUCGAUUUAUAAACUACUGCAUAGUAUAGUGUGUAUUAAUACUACAUUAUGGAGGGAAGUGAGCACAUUUCAGUCUCUGUGAAUUAUAAGCAAUCCUACAAUAUACUAACCUGUUAGAAACACCUCUACAGUGUUAUAGAAGCCAAACUCAUAGUCUAGGUUCUAGUAGUGUAGAUCCAUCCCUUUCUUCAAAGAAAAUGUAGCCAUGCAAAACUGUAAUAAUACCCUUUAGUGUUGUUUAGAGUAGUGCUCAACGGCCAACUAUAGCAGUUAUGUAUACUAAUAUUUAGAGUAUGUGUUGUGAUCUGUUCAUAGACUAUGUGAAUCCUAUUAUUCUUUUCUGAUGCAGUGCACAGUUUUCGUGGAGUACAUAAAAGAAAGGUAGAGGAAAAACUAAGGAGUGGUGGUACUGUAUGUGUGGCAAGCCAAGCGUUUUAAUAGCAUAGCUGACACGCUAUAUUAACAAUUGCUUAUGUAGAUUAGAAAAAAGGACAUUUCUGUGAUAGACGCUUGAGGACCACACUCCUUUUUUUGAGCGUUUUCCAUCUCCGAUUGUCUGUACGUUUUCAUGAAACAGGGUCUCAGGUAUUACUCCGUUCUAUUAACCUUUUUAGAUGUUGGAUUAGAGUUUGUGGGAGCUUCGUAUGUCAUUGUUAUACAUCCCGUUCCCUGUCAGAUUUAUAUUAUAUUCAUUGCCCAAUCGAAUCCUUCAUCUUAUUAGUGUCCCACUUCUAGCUUUGGACUGUAAAUAUGGCUAAUGCUCUUGUAGUAUAGCUUUAGGCAAUUGAUUUUUAGUUGGUUAGUAAUAAAACCUGACCAAACUUGCGUACAAAAGCACUUUGAUCAAACAUCACGCAAAAAAAAAAAAAAAUAUAUAUAUAUAUAAUAUGUUGUUGCUUUCCACCACCACAACGAUAAAAAGCCUAAAUUAAAGACACUUUUUAGUGGUGUGGAUAUGAUUUAGUUAGUGCUACAAGUGAAGUGAACCACACUGCCCACGCAAUGCAAGUAAUAACAUUGAGAAUAAUGACUUUGCCUGGAAGUGAUGCGUUUCAAAAGCCAUGUAAUAUGCAGAUCACCUUGAAUAUAGAGCAUUUAUAAAAGAAAAAAGGUGCUCCUCAGUAUAUUAGAGAUGCUUUUUCUGAUACAUGUUUAAUCUUACUCUCUGUGUAGUAUACGUGCGUGUGGAUGUGUGGAAUAAUAUGCAGCGCUUAGUGUUUAGAUUUAUAUUUAUCCAACCAUCCAGACAUGGUCAAAUGCAGCCUGGUAGUCAGUUUGAGGACCUUGGUCCUUCAAUGCAUCGCAGAUGUUUCAUUUGUCGAGUGCUUUUUACUCGAAUUGAAGAUCCAGGUUAUGUAGCACAACAAACACCACACAAAGCACACGUCAAUGUCCGAGUUGUGUACGGCUGCUGUGAUCAUUGUUGUAAUAUUUGAGGUUCUGGAUGGAGUUUCUGUUAGUCCUUGUGUUGCUGUACGUCUGUCCGAGAGCUAUUGUUACAACCCCCCCUUCAAGUAACACAUAAUCUUUGGGGGGGAAAAAAUGAUAGGUAACAGUCUUGCAUGUGCUGUGUGUGUUGCUGUGGAUUGUUUGUCCAUGUAUGCUUCCCUUUUACUCUCCUUUUCUCCAACGUGUCCCUCUUUACCACCUUUCCUACCUACAGGGCGACACUGGGCAGUAGGCAACCAAAGAAGGAGAACUUCUCAUAGGGUUCUGAAAAAAAAUAAGCUUAAAAAGAACAUAUAUUCUAAAAGAAAAAGACAUAUACGUAUACAUAUAUAUACAAAUAGCCUAUAUAUAUAUAUAUGAAGAAAUGAAAUAUAUUAUUCUGUGUAUUUAGGAGACUGAGAUACUGCCACUCAUCCUUCAUUAUUGAUGUGUGCCAAUAUGUUAAAUGACAUCUUCAGGUAACCUUUGGCCUUAUAGAUGUCCUCUGGUAAUAAACUAUUAUAUGUAUUUCAGAAUUAUGAUACAGAGUAGCUUCCAAUCAGUCAUUAUGUGGUCAGUCUAUAUUGUAAUGUAUGUCGUGUCAUUUGGCACUUUACUGUGGACCUAUCGGAGCAUAGGUAAAAUUUCUUAUUACUUGGGUAAUGUCAUAUAUUUCUGUGUGUUUUAUGUGGGGGAAAUCUGCCUAUGGAUACAGAUAUGUACCUCCAACAGAUCAUGGCAUCCUUUGAGUUGAAUUGUAGAGUAUAAAUAUGAAAAAUAUCUAGAUUUUGAAUUCUGUGCCGGACAAAAAAAAGAAGAAAGUAAAGCGUAUAAAAAGAGGAAAAUAAACGUAUAUGAAAAGGCAUAAUUUAUUUUAAAUCUCAUAAAUCCUUGAGGCCCUACCUCAGAUUUUGUAUUUAUGUAUAGAAAUGCAAUUUGAAUCAUAGUAUCUUUGCCAAUUAUACAAUAAAAGACCAUAUUUAUCAUAAAAUGUAUAACCUCUUAAUCAAUAAAUAAAUGUUAAUGUUUUCAACUCCA